CUCCUGGGGCACGCGGACGGUCCUGGCUCCUCCCGGUUCGCGUUCUCACCUCUCUUUCCGCCGUUUCUCGCUCGCUCGUCCGCGACGCACAUGCACUUGUACCCCGGGGCACAAGCGGGCUUUCCCCACCGACACGACGGGAACCGUCGCUGUUUUCGUGCGAGAAUCGCGCGGCGAACCAGGCGUGACGGGCCGCCGCCGCGCCGCACAUCUGAUCUAUGCGUCCGAUUUUCUUCGCUCGGGCCAGCCCCGCUUCUUCGCCGUUGACUGUCUGGGUUAAUUGACUCUGUUCCCGCUGUUCCCUUCGAGAUUACGUUGCCACCUGUGCGACGUAGACGCGGGGGAGAAAAUCCAGUUAACGAGGAUCAAGCGACGUCGUCGGGGCGAUCGGCAUCCACCCGAUCGCGAGGUUGCGGUUAGCGACUGCUCCGCUAACACGCCUAUCAUAUAUAUUCACAACGUAUACUUGCCAUAGAUAGUAAAUUAAUCUAAUGAUUGAUCUAGGUCUGUCUGAUCGGCGACUAAAUCGUACGACCCAAGUCUCGGAGGAGAAUUUUACCAUGCCGGAUUUUACGAGCGAUAUCUCUCGUCGAGGUUACUUUUCGACGCGGAAAGAGAUUCGUCCUUCGACGAUCGCAAAGGAGCACUCUUGCACAGCAUCAGCGGGGAUUGAAGCUCGCGACGGUGCCGGUCUCGCUCUCGCGAUCGCUAUCGUUCUACCUGACGAAGACGACGAGAAGGUGGCCGGUCGGCGCUAAUCAGCGUCGGUGUAACCGGUCCUGACUGACUUUUCGCGCGCCGGUCGGUUCCUCCUCGGCAACACCUGCUCCUCUUGCGAGCGAGGCACGCGGGAACGAAACGUCUCGAGAGACACGCUCUCGGCCGCCGCAAGCGGAUCACCGGAGACCUGUCCGCGCACGAUCGGGCACGUUUUACGGUGAAGGCUUCGACAGACUUCGAAUCCGAGAUGAUCGUCGUCGAGAGAUCGCGGAGUCGGUUUUUGUCCCGAAAACUUUCACGCGUAUAAUCGCGAGUUGCGCUUAAAGAUCCGAUCUCGAAAGGUCGAUUCUGUCAGAUCGUUCACUGGCAUCUUUCUCGAAUUUCGCAGCGAAUAGAAUGUCGAGCGAUGUUACGAGAAUAAUGUUCAAUAAUAUUUUCAGUGAUAUCGACCGCAUCAUUUUUUUUUUUAAGAUUUAAUUUCACGGUGAAACGGGGAAUAUCAAAUUGGUGCGGAAAAGUUUGUCGUUUUUCUUUCGUCGAACCGUGUACUAAAAUAUCUGUGGAAAACAAAAUAAAUAAGAUAAAAAUAAAGUUGGAGCUUUUUGAAAGGGGGAGUGAAAAACUUUCUAUCUAGAGGGGAAAAACGUAUACACGGAAAGUGUAUCAAAUUUCUUCAAUUUUGCUGAAAUUUUGUUCCGACAAACUUGGAGAUCAAUUUGGUGUAACAAAUAAAUUUUAUACAUCUCGAAUUUCGUAAAUGCUCCAGAUUAAAAGUACAGUGACGAUCAGUGAUGCGCCAAUGGAUGAGUAAUGAAUCAGUAAUUUAACGCUAUCGCGGACGUCAGGAUUCUCUAAAUUUAGCAUUGCGUGGUGGUUUCGAACCCAGGAGGCUCGCGCGGCAUAGGUGAAAUUCCCGCGCUGCUUUCACGAUUUUCCCCGCGCGAUUUCCUCGUGCGAGACGUUCGUCCGGGUGUAAAGGGUUUCCCUGACGUCGCGACGUCUGUUGACCUCCCGGGAAUUAUCGGCGCGGCACAAAUAUUGGCGGAUUGCAUGAAAAUAGAUCGUGCGUCAGGAUGCCGGCCGUGCGCACGUUUUCGCACACGCGGCGAAAACCAAAUUAACCAUCCACUUUCAUUAUUCUCGAAGGCAGAGAAGCCGGGGGUUCUUCGUCGUUUCAUAUGCCCGUCUGGCAACGUCUUGACACGAGGAGGAUUUGCGCAACUUGUACGAUCGCGGAUUGUGAAUGAGACGUCGUAAUUUCACGCGGUAACUUCGGGCUAACGCUUUUUAGCAGUAGCCAUGUCGUUUCGACAGGUCUUCUGAUGCUGUUUCUUGCACAAUAGCACGAUUACAAUGUACAUGCUGUACAAAUUCGCGGAUAUUUUUUUCUCGAGAUAAAUUGAGUUUAUCAAAGUCAGCACAACUUGGGUUGCGGUGUAAAGAACUUGGAAGCUUAUGGUGGGAAUUGAUUAUGCAUUACGCUUCACAUACGAAUGAUUGUUGAUUUAGAGUCAUAACAAAAAAUUAUAUAUGAAACGGUCGGAUGGCAAGUUACGUGUUUGCUUCACGAUAGGCUGUUUUUUUUUCUCGAAGAUACCUUCUUCGUAUUAGCAUUGUAAGAAAACGAUAAGUCCACGUUUUACAGUUGAGUAACGCUGUUAUCGGCGCGGCCGAGAUAAGAGAUAACGGCGUCGCGCGCUGUCUUCUUGGUCAGUUCUACUUCUCAAAUUCGAGGAGCUUGUCGCGCGCUGCUCCUCGGGUGCGAGCGGAGACUUUUUACAGUUAGCCCGCCCGCGUGACAGCGAUAGUGUGCGAAAUCGCGGAAAUAUAUAUGUCGCGCGGACGUGAUAUCGUAGAUUUUCCACCGCAACAGGUGGCUGACGUUGACCUGCGGCCGCGCGCCCUGGAGAUUACCGCUCCGAUGACAGUGAUUCAGCAGUGAUUAAUCGCGGUGGAACCUCGUGUGUGUGUGUUUGUUGCUCAGUGCGAAUCUUAAUGACGAGACGUUAAAACGUUUGCCUGCCGAUAUAUUAGGCUCGCACGACAAAACGUAAUACGCUAAGACUAUAGGAGACGAGACUGUCCGGUGCGAGGCCGUUUCAAGGAUGUCGUUUAUCGCAGUGGACAGAAAGAAGAGGAGAUCGAUUUCGUGCAUCUCACUAACCAAAAUGACCGGCUCUAAAUGGACUUGCGUGGGCGAUUACAUCAGGCACCCAGUUCUUUACGAACUGUCGAGCAAGUAUGGAGUGGCCGGCAGUGACCAGGUGCCCUUGCCGGCUCGUCUCGACGUGCUGCGAGAGCACAUACGCCGAGAAAUACGCAAGGAGCUGAAGAUAAAGGCCGGUGCGGAGAAGUUGAGGGAGGUCGCGACCGAUCGCAAGUCGCUCUCGGAUGUCGCGACGAUUGUGAAGAAGGCGAACAGCAAGCUAAACGAGCUCCAGGCGGAGCUCCAGCAGCUCGAGAGUCAAAUUAUACUGACGCAGGGCCAACCUCAAUCGCCGCAGCAGAAUCACUCCAAUGGUCAAGACACGCCUCUAUCACCGAUGGGGCCUUCGUCGCCGAGUCAGGAAGGUCUAUUCACGGAUCUUCGGCUUCUGUCCUUGGAGAAGCAGCUCAAUAUCGAACUGAAGGUCAAGCAGGGUGCUGAAAACAUGAUACAGAGUUUAACGAGUGGCCAUCGCGACAAAAAACUGCUACAGGAGGCUCAACAAAUGCUAGAUGAUUCCCGCGCCAAAAUCGAGUUCCUACGUAUGCGGAUUAUGAAGGUGCGCCAGGCACGGCAGCAGCAACAACGAGGCGAUGCGCCACCACCGAACGGCGAAACAGCUAGCAACAAAGACAGGUACGAGCCUAGCUUGGAGCUCGCGUUGGAGGAAAGGGUGGAAGAGCUGCGGCAUCGAUUACGAAUAGAGGCAGCUGUCGUGGAAGGUGCCAAGAACGUGAUACGUCUUCUACAAAGUGCCAAAGUCGCUGAUAAGAAGGCCUUAACCGAGGCUCAAGCAAGCCUCGCGGAAUCCAGUAGAAAAUUGGACUUACUCAGAUUGUCCCUUGAGCUCAGAAGACAAGAGCUACCUCCCGACAGCGGUACUGCAGCUCAGUUAAAGAGAGAAUUAGCUAGCGUACAGUCGGCUAGUCCAGUUCCUGUUACGUAUACAUCAUUACAACCGUUUCGCGGUCCUUUGGAAGGUAAAGCCACUGUACCAGCUUCAGUAUCGAGAUGCGCCGCUGUUACAGGACAAUUAGAGGUAAGAUUAAUGGGUUGUCAAGACUUAGCAGAAGAAGUGCCUGGCCGUACGAGGAGGGAACAUCCUGCUAGUCCUGAUUUACGUAGCUUCGUUAAAGGUGUCACAGGGCGCAGCUCAAGCAAAUCAUAUAGCGUGAAAGACGAAACAAGCAAUGAUAUCAUGGCAGUUAUAAAAUUGGAUAAUCAAACCGUAGGACAAACUAGUUGGCGUCCAUGUUCCCAACAAGCUUGGGACCAAAGGUUUUCUAUUGAGCUUGAUAAAUCGAGAGAACUUGAAAUAGGCAUUUAUUGGAAAGAUUGGCGAUCUCUUUGUGCGGUCAAGUUUUUACGUUUAGAAGAAUUCAUUGAUGACGUUCGACACGGCAUGGCUCUACAAUUGGAACCGCAAGGCCUCUUAUUCGCAGAAAUAAAAUUCUUAAAUCCAAUGAUUUCGCGAAAGCCUAAAUUACAGCGUCAACGCAAGAUCUUUAAGCAACAAGUGAAAAAUUUCCCAAGAGCAAAUCAAAUGAACAUAAAUGUCGCGACUUGGGGUAGGUUGCUUAAACGUUCGGCGCCUUCAUUGCACAAUUCCUCCAGAAACUCUGAGAGUCCGCCGUCAGGACCACAACCGUUGCAACUUGUGUUUGAUACCUCAGUAGAAGAUAAGCCUGAAACUCCCGGCGAAGUGCCCGAUCCGGAGAAAGGAGGAUUGGGUGGCGCACGGCCUUUGAAUAUGUCAACAUCAAGUAAUAGUAGUCCAACUCUGCCACGUCCUCCGGAGCAUCCUCCCCCACCGCCACCAAUUGUGACAAAGAAACCUUCUCCGCCUGCACCUACACCACCUCCCAAAUUGGAUCAAGAGUUGCAGAGUGCAUUAAGGGAGUUUGAUUUUCUGCACAACGAGGAAAAGGGCGGGCCUCAGGGUGCAAACUUGAGGCCCCUUGUGACAGAGCCCCGCCCUGUGCUGAUUGCACCACCCUCUCCACGCACACCCUCGCCCCAACCUGUCGUCGAGUUUCCUGAGGAUGAGGUUGUAUAUGAAAUGCCAGUUAGACCUCUUCAGUAUAGAGAUAGUGCCUACGAGUCAAGAAGGCAUUCUCAGCUCACUGGUAUGACUCUGGAGAACUUUAGACUACUCUCCGUACUCGGGCGUGGACAUUUCGGCAAAGUAAUACUGUCGCAAUAUAGAAACACGGGAGAGUACUUUGCAAUUAAGGCCUUGAAGAAGGGAGAUAUUAUAGCUCGAGAUGAAGUGGAGUCAUUGCUUUCUGAGAAGAGAAUAUUCGAAGUAGCAAACACGACGCGCCAUCCUUUCCUCGUUAACUUAUUUGCGUGUUUUCAAACUGAGGCACAUGUAUGUUUUGUGAUGGAAUAUGCAGCUGGCGGUGAUCUUAUGAUGCAUAUACAUGCUGAUGUUUUUGGGGAGCCACGCGCUGUGUUCUAUUCCGCUUGUGUGGUUCUCGGAUUACAAUACUUGCACGAAAAUCGUAUUAUUUACAGAGACUUGAAAUUAGAUAAUCUGCUAUUAGAUACGGAAGGUUAUGUUAAAAUCGCAGAUUUUGGUUUAUGUAAAGAAGGUAUGGGAUUUGGCGAGCGAACAGGCACAUUCUGCGGAACUCCUGAGUUCUUAGCGCCCGAAGUGCUGACAGACACUACUUAUACGCGAGCUGUAGAUUGGUGGGGUCUUGGAGUCUUAAUAUUUGAAAUGCUGGUUGGAGAGUCCCCUUUCCCGGGUGAUGACGAAGAAGAAGUGUUUGAUUCCAUUGUCAAUGACGAAGUACGAUAUCCGAGAUUCCUUUCUUUGGAAGCAAUUGCAAUUAUGAGAAGAUUACUCAGAAAGAAUCCAGAUAGGAGACUAGGUAGUAGUGAAAGAGACGCUGAAGAUGUUAAGAAACAAGCAUUUUUCAGACACAUAGCUUGGGAUGAUUUACUUUUAAGACGCGUGAAACCACCUUUUGUACCAGUAAUUCAUUCAGUGGAAGAUGUAAGUAAUUUCGAUGAAGAGUUCACAUCAGAGAAGCCACAACUAACGCCUCCAAAAGAUCCUCGGCCUCUUAGCGACCUAGAGCAGGGUCUGUUUAAGGACUUUACUUACAUGGCUGAUUGGUGCUAGCCAUAAUGAUUGAUAAAUCUCUCGAUGGGGAAAUAUCGGCAUAAUUGAUAAAAAGUUGCUUCAUACUAUGGAAUUCGCGCAGCUGUGGUAUUUACACGCGCGUUUGUUUAUCUGGGCAAUAUAUAUCAUAUGUCAUUAUACAUCAUGUAUAGAUUUUUUAUUUUAGAUACUAUAUUAAUGAUCACAGUAGGCACAUUUACAAGAGAAAUUUUUAAACCAAAGUUGUGGGGUGUACAUGAAUGCAGCUCCACAGGUCAAGAUCUAUUCGUUAGUGAGACUAAUAUCUCUACUUUCUCGAAUAUAAUCAGAUGAGUUAGGAUUAUUGGUAUUCUCUCUCUCAGAUAUCAUCUUGAAAUUAAUCGAUAACAUUUUGAAUGUUUUCGAUUUGGAGUCGAUAUAGAUAAAAACCCAUAUAAACUCUAUAUUAUUUGGGUAUUCUAGGAAAAUAUCUGCCAUUUUCGAAUGCUAAUUUCUUUGCUUUGUUGCGAUGACUACCAAGAAGCCUAAAAGAUUUUGUUGAUAUUGCGCUUUCAAUGCGGUUGAAUAUAAUUUUGGUGCUCGAUUGCUCACUCUGGCGAACGGCUUCGCUAAAAACCCCGAAAUAAGGUAUCUCUUCGUAUAGGUUGUGAGUCUCUACGGUAAGUGUGAUCCACAGUAUCCGUCAAUAAGCUGAAUUGGGGGAAUUGGAAAAAAGUUGAAAACAAAUGCUUUCUUGUCUCAUGUUGGGUUAUUCCUAGCACUCUCAGUUGCAUGACAGAGGUUUGGAAAAAAUUUCCAGCAAUAAAAUUUCUCUCUUUCUUUGGUUAUUGAUUGCCUGAGUUCUAAAGAUACAAUUUUAAACCAAAGCAUGGCAGUGGAAUAAAAAUUAGGAGACGCUUUUUGUAGUGCGACAAUAUUAAUUAAAAAUUUACUGAAAGUGAAUCCACUCACUUCAGUCUUUCUAAUGGUAUAAAUUGCCCGUUAAGAUUGACUUCUUGUAUAGACAUUCCAGUUACUGGAUCCUGGAUCGUUAUUCUGGGGAAGAACUGUCUUGUCUGAAUGCAGCUUAUGUGGUUAAUUUUAUCACCUUAGAAAUCUGUCUUUUCUGAGGUUAGCCUUUUGAUUUAACUUUGGCAGUUGUUCUUCAGACGCUACAAUUGCGUCAGAAUUUUUCUAGCUUUCUUGUUUCCUCAAAAACUACACUUCUAUGUAGCCUUCGUGGUAAGUUGGAAUGGUUUAAAAACGUACAGAACGCUAAUUACAUGGUGUUAUUUAUGGGGGAUUAUGUGAAAAUAUGUAGUAAAGUUUUCAGAAAAUAUAAUAUUCACCAACAAUUGCAUGCGCGAACUUUGUUCCAGAAACUUCUUUUAUCGAAUCUCAAAAGUUUUCCGCAAAUGUAUGAGUUGCACAUUUUUAAUAAAUAACUGGUGCAUACGAAUUUACAAUCUGUGGUUUGAUAUGAAGUAAUAUUGUAAAUGAGUUCAUAUUCUUGAAGAGUUAAAGAGUUCCGAUCAAUUCCUGUCAAGCAGAAGAGAAAACGAUGAAAUCUAUGAAUCUUUCGACAAAGAAGUUUUUUCUUCGCAUAUAAAUGAGAAUAUUUUUAGAUUAUAUUUGCAAAAGUGAUCUCCAAACACUUUCUGUCCUGUUGCUAGUAUUAAAUAUGUAUGGAUAUCCUUUUGCGUGAAGAUAUAUUAUUUUCAACAUUUCGUUAUCUAUGUACUGCUAUUAUGUAUAGUAACACAUGCAAUUACUCAAAGAUUUUAUAUAUCCUUAUAGAACUUAAAGGAUAAUCAUAAUAAUGAAAACAAUAUUAACAUUUAUUAAGAAAGCAUAAAGUAAAUCAAAAUGUAGCUAUACUUGCUCAUGCUCAUGUGAUAAAGAAUUGAAUUUGAAAUGGCGCUAUGUAUAUGCAACAAUAAUGAUCAUAUUGACAUUAACAUUCAGCGCUUUAAUUAAACUAAUCACAUAUUGUCUGUUAUGAUAAUUGGAAAUUUAAUCCAUUUAUGUAUAGCUAAUUUUGCAAGAUUAUAAUGAUGUUAGACAUACGAGCCCUAUGAUAUCACGUGAGAAGCAGCGCAUUAACAUCAUAUAUCAGAGUCCUUUAGGUUCGUUUAAUAUGUAUCCCAAUUAUGUUUCAUCGUUUAGUUAUGUACAUUUAUAUUCUAGUUUAUAAGAUACUUUUACUAGUUCAUGUGCUUCAUAUCAUGUAUGUAUUACGAGCAAAGUCCGCAUAGUGUGCAGUGUCGGCAUUGCCCGGGCAAUGUCAGCAUUGAACAAUGCGACUGGGCAAAGUAGUUUAUUAGUCGCGUUGUACAAUGCUGACAUUGCCCGGGCAAUUCCGACACUGCACACUAUGCGGACUUUGCCCGUAACAUAUAUAUAAAUAUAUAACCAAAUGUGUCGAGAGAAUAAUAAUGAAUGAUAUUUCUCUAUGUUCAAUAGCUGUUAGUGUAGUAUUGUAUGAUCAAUUUUAAUUAACUUUACAACAUAUUAUCAUAAGACAUGUUUCACGUUUUACUUCGAACAUACUUGAAUACAUUUUUUAAGAUUCGGUUUUAAUUUUGCAGAGAAUGAUCUGAAAGCUGUGUAAUAUUGGAGUAGCUGUUAGAUUUUACUUAUGAAAAGCUUUUAAAUUAAUUUUUCUUAAUUAUUGCGGAACAUUUCUUUCUUUACGGAUGCUACUACCUAUAUAUAUUGUAACUUUAGUAUUUAAUAAUUAAUCCUUUAUAGGAUUUCGAUUGUUCUUAGAACUCACACAUACACAAUCUAAAUGUAGUCCAUGGUACACUUCACCCAUCUCUUAAAAGGUGCCUACGAUAAUCGAACAACUUUUGAUAUAUAAUAUGCAAUAGAACUAGACAAUUUUCUGGCUAUUAGUAAGAAACGAAAUAAUCCGAUAUUGUAUAUAAUCUUUUUGACCUGUCAUUUAUCUCUAUAUGUACUACGUCUUAGAAUUGAAAUUGAAGAUUGAAUUAUGGACUUUAUGACGGUGCAAAUGAGAAAGGAUAUUUCAAAUAGAGCUUGGUAAGAUUUGUGUUAGUUGAUUAUGAUACAGUUCAUUUAAUUUUAUUUCAAAUUCGUAAAACAAUUGUAAAACAAUUAAUCACAUUGUAAAACAAUUAAACUACAGUUAAAUCGUUUUGAUGAUUGUAAAUAUUGAUUGCUGAAAUCUUAUUACAUCAGUGAGAUCUACCAAGUUUUAUUUGCAUUGACCUUUUAACAGGGCGUAAAUAUGUAAUGACCAGAAUUACUUGUGAAACUUUAAUAUCGAACAUUAUUAUCAUAAAAAAUUAACUGUGUCAUUAGUGAUAGAUUCGAGUAUCUCGAGAUCUAGUUGCCUUACUGCAAUUAUAAAUUGAUAUGUAUAUAACCAUUUUGGUAUCUAUUUUAUAUAUAAUUUUUAUACACGCAGAAUGGUUCAGAUCUGGUAGAAAAAUAUUUUAGGUGUUUCUAAAAUUUUUUUCGGAUCUUGAACAUAAUAUACAGCAGUGGAAGAUAAUUUAAAAGAUGCGGAUAAUUUUUAUAUGCCUGUUUUCUAUUCUUGUAUUCUAUUGUAUAUAAAUUUUAAAAUCUGGUCUUUUUAUAUGGUAUUAUACGGCUUUGAAAUAAAGAAUACAAAAUUCAUGAAAAUUUACAUGAUGACACAUUUAGUAAUAAAAACAGGCAAAGAAAAAUAUGGCAUAUAUACAUACGAAAUAAUUUGUAAAGCAAUAUGGCAAUUUGAAAUAGAUCUUGCGCGAGGGGGAGACCUAAGUGUUUCAUUAAUAACAUUACGUUUCGCAAAAUACAACAUUAUUCUAGUUUCUAGAUCUCCAUUGACACGUGUUUAUUAUUUUUAUAUCUUACAUAGCAGAAAAAAGCUAUACAGUAUCAUUCUUUUUAUGCUACUUUCAACUGCCUACAAUAUUUAAAAACUUUAUAAACGAUUUUGAAUGAAAAAAAAAUUAUUUUUUACGUCAAAUAAUACCGUUUUGUAUUUUAUGUUUUACAACGUACGUAUAACUUGAUACAUAUUAUAAGAUGGCAUCGUGUGUGAACAAAUUACUUUUACCACUGAUAUUGCACGCAGCUCUUCAUAGAAAAAUUAAAUUAUUUAAUGGUUUUGUGGAAUACAUGGUCCAAAAUGCGAUAAUUAAAAAAAUUUAUGUACAUAUAAACAUCUUAUAGUGUUUUGUAGAUAGAUCUACUCUCUCAUAAAGAUUUUUUUAUUAGAUUAUUAUUUCGUUACAUGUAUUUUUUAUAACAGAUAAUUACAUAGCAAUUACUAGAUAUAAGUUUGGUUAAAAUGUUCGCUAUAUUUAUCAUUAGUUUUAUUAUAAUAAGGAAAUUUAUGUGCCUCGUAUUUUGUAGUGUCUACUAAUAAUACAUGGCUAGAGAUGAAGAUUUUUAAAAAUUAAUUUAUUUAAUUCAUAUAUAUUUGCAGUGGCAGCUUAUUACAUAUCACUUUAAACAAUUACGCAAUCCUUAGAGGUAUUCUCAAAAUCCGCAUUAUAUGUGAAUUACUUUAAAAAAUAAAUAUUAAAAAUAUA
This is a messenger RNA of Temnothorax curvispinosus, 10564 nucleotides long. RefSeq names its product serine/threonine-protein kinase N (gene Pkn). Gene Ontology annotation, molecular function: ATP binding; protein serine/threonine kinase activity; small GTPase binding. Gene Ontology annotation, biological process: protein phosphorylation; signal transduction. The transcript is spliced from 18 exons. Lineage: Eukaryota; Metazoa; Arthropoda; Insecta; Hymenoptera; Formicidae. The record is from RefSeq and is a predicted model, not a curated record. Bases 2826 to 6056 code for a protein of 1076 amino acids.